This is a messenger RNA of Grosmannia clavigera kw1407, 267 nucleotides long. RefSeq lists its product as uncharacterized. The transcript has 2 exons. The record is from RefSeq and is a predicted model, not a curated record. NCBI's taxonomy places the organism in Eukaryota, Fungi, Ascomycota, Sordariomycetes, Ophiostomatales, Ophiostomataceae. The coding region runs from base 1 to 267 and encodes 88 amino acids.
AUGGCGGUCUACUUUGUACGGAGGAGCAUAUACACGUACACAGUAGUGCAGCGUGCUGCUCUUGUGUGGCCGUGUGGCCGUCGCAGCAGCUGCCGCGUGGCCACCGGAAUCCUCCCAGUCCCCUUUGCAAUCUCAGCUGCGCUGGAUGGCGGUUGCACACAUCUCAGAAGGUCCAGGAUUAGCGGGCUGAGCGCCCCGGCGAUCCCCCUCGCUGAACCCCCCAUCUCGGUGACGGAGCCCCUGGCUGCCGCACCUCUGUCGCCCUAG